CGCGCUUGUCCGCUCCCAUCAUGUCCUCGGUCGAGAAUCUGCUCAAGCGCGCCGCGGAACUCGGAAACGUGCAGACGCACCGGAGCACAUACACGCCUACGACUCAGGACGCCGUGAUCCUCUCCGAGCAGCUGCGCGAGUUGCAGGAGGCGGAACCUCGAGUGAAGUCGGGCACCUUGCGCAACGCCGUCCACACGCAAAUCCAGAUCCACAGCGCUCUCCUCGCCCCCAUUCGCCGCCUGCCUUUCGAACUUCUGUCGCGCAUAUUUUGUUGCGCAUCUUCGAACGCGUCCUUUGUGGAAUGGGAACACUAUGAUGCGAGGAUCGUCCGCACCUUGACGCAAGUAUGCUACACAUGGCGCGAGGUUGCGACCCAAACCGCUGUUCUCUGGGCACACAUUAGGAUCUAUCCGACGGCGUGGCCCAGUCUCCACCGAUUCAGACGCAAGCGUGCGACUUUUGAGGACGAACUCUUCACUCGCCUCUCUCGCACCGCGGAAUCCCCUCUCCGCGUGGAACUCUUGGCUCAUCAUGCGGAGGCGAUUCGAGAACCAUUACUGUCCCUCAUCUGCGGUCAGUCGCAUCGCUGGGACAAGGCGUCUAUCUGCGGAAUGAUCACCCCAGACUCAGUUGGCCAGCUACGCCGCCCAUAUCCGAUCUUGCGCGAGCUCCGCCUCAAUAUCUGGUGGGACGAGGAGGACGAUACCUUUGACGAGACUAUACGGGCCUUCGAGGACGCUCCGAGCCUUCGCAGAGUAUACCUCGCGUGUUCCAACAACAUCCCUCUUCUCCAGUUCCCUCCUUCCUGGACGCAGAUUACCCACCUCGAGAUCGACCGCACCAUCGAGAACGAGGGGAGUGCGCCAUUUGCACCCUGUAUACCCGCACUUGCUGCUUGCGCUGGCACGCUCCGGUGGUGCAAACUAUUCGCAUGCAAGUUCUUCGGAUUGGAAAGUCAGUCCUACAACAACAUUCACUUUCCUGUCCUCGAGGACCUCUUCCUGCGUGGGAACUGCGUCAAGCUCUGUCGCAUGAUCAGCGCGCCGAAGCUGCGGACCAUCGAGCUCAAGGAGACGUAUUCCAACAGCAAGCUUGCGCACGUUCGCGGCUUCCUUGAAAGGUCGGGCGGCUGCACCGAGCUGCGCUCGGUCAGUCUGAUACAUCUCGACGAGGACGUGCACACAGUACUGGAUUGCGUGCGCUCAUUGCCGCCGUCUGUGCAGAGCCUCGUCGUCAAGACGGAGGGAGGCGAAUCCUUGGGCCCGCUCGUCACGAUCGAGCUCGUUCAGCUGCUGACACGUGCUGGGCCGUACGAUGGCAGUUUGCGAGUUCUCCCGGGGCUUCAACAUCUGGAGUUGGACACGGUGGAUGAUGAUAAUGAAGAUAAUUUCGGGGAUGGCUUUCAAGCAGCUGUGCUAGAGAUGCGCGCUUCGCGGAUGUUGUCCGGUUGGACACUCAAUGACGGAACGAGACUCGAGACUCUGAUGACCUUCGUAUACGACAACGCGUACCAUGUACGGGACGGCCAGCUACUGUCUAAGCCGGUGCACAGAAAAAUGCGCAUCGGGCUGUGUUUGUCACUGGAGAAAGCUGCAUUGCUAGUUAUGGUGCAUACUCAGCAUACUCAACCUCCGGCUCCACCAUCGUCCUCUCCGCUCGACACGAACGGCAUUUCCAAGUUAGAAUCUGCCACCGAAGACCUGCGAACAUACGAAAACCAUGACUUCUUGUACCUGCAUAGGACCUACUACGCGCCAAGUCCAUGGGAAGCGUCUGCCAUCGCAAAACGCGUGCGCGAGCUCGAGGCCAUCAACGCAGAGCUUGCGAGCGAACAUUCCCAGCCCCCGCUACGUCAACACGAGCUUCGUCGGGAAGUGGCACUCGGAAACGCCCUUCUCUCUCCCUGUCGUCGCUUGCCGUCAGAGCUGUGGUCGGAGAUAUUCUGCCAGGCCAAGCUUUUCUUCCCUGAGAACUACGAUAUUGACGACAAGCGGUUCCCUUUCACUCGACUUUGUCACCUUUGGCGCUCGAUUUCGCACGAGACGCCGGAACUCUGGUCGGACAUCUGCAUCACGCUCGGCCUCGGCUGUCCAGAUGCAGGAUUCGAGGAGCGUGCGUACGCCAACCUAGCGAGAGCGGGUCAGAGCCUGAUUGCGGUCACGAUUGUCCUGGAAGGAGACGACGUGCACCCUUAUUUCCUCACAGGGAGAGGCAGGAAGCUGUGGGCCGCUAUUUGCGACCUGUCUUCUCGGUGGAAGAGUGCAUAUCUCGACAACAUGCCGUUGAGCGCUUACAAAAUGCUCUUUCGCCGCUCGUUUCCUUCCCUCCAAGAACUCAGAGUCAGCACGAACAACGAGGAUCUAUCAAGAAGAAACGAGGAAAAGCAGCUCCUCGCCUUCGCGAACGCACCCAACCUCCGUGCCGUAGACGCCGAGACGAUAUACGUGCUGCGCGACUUCAAGACACCGUCGUCCUGGCGUCUGACCCAUCUGUUCAUUACGUAUGAUGAAUUAGUGGUGGGCAAAGAUGGUCACCUCUUCUCAGCGGUCAUGAGCCUGAGCCAGACCCUCCAAGAGUGCUCGGUGAACGGGCAUACACCGGUCGUCCUGUCGCCCGCACAGCCCAUCACGACUUUCCCCUGCCUGCAGAAAAUCUCGCUCGAAAGCGGCGGACUCCACUUCUUGUCCCUCAUUAGCGCGCCGAAGCUGCAGCGUCUGGUGCUCUCGGACGACGUCGCCCGGCAAUGUAUCAGCGUCGCCGACAUCCUCGAGAAGCUUCUGGACCGGUCCUCUGGCUGCCCCGAACUUCGCUACCUCUCACUCAGAGCAAUCCGAGUGGACGACAUGUUGCCCAUCAUGCGUCGUCUCCCGCAUCUAACGGGCUUCGAGUUGGAGGACAAGGGUCGGCCAUAUGGAAGGCCACCGCUCGAGUUUUACCUCUUCGUGAAGGAGCUGACGCGCACUAGUCGGCGGCCUGCGUCCUUGGAGCUUCUUCCCAACCUCACACAUUUGGUGAUCAAGGAUGGACGCCGCCCUGACAAGCGCUGUCAUGCAAUGAUUGGGAAGGCGAUUGAGUCCAGAUCAACGCGCAGACCACGCAUGCUCAACGGCCAGCCGCUUGCUUACAAAGGGGUGGGCGUGAUGCCCGACGCCAUAUUCGGUAGGUACUCCGCGGAUUCCCGCGCCCACGACGACGAACAAGUUCCGGAAACUGAGCCCCCCAUUCGCCGAAGGUCCGCGCGACUUGCUGCUCGUGCGAAUGUUCCCGUGCAUCGGCUGCCUCCAGAGAUCCUUGGGGAGAUAUUUUUGCACUUCUGCCAGCUGGUCCUCCAAAGCCCGUACUUUCCCGACCCCAUCCCAACGCUAGACACGACCAUCACUUGCGUCUGUAGGCGGUGGCGCCAGAUCGCGUACGGGACUCCUCAGCUCUGGAGAUACAUCGCCUCCCCGACACGGCGUAUCAAGGCAUACCUGGAACGCUACGUGCCUCUCGCCAAAGGGUGCCCCCUUUUUGCGCAAGGGCCUGACGUCUCCACUGCCUUUCUGACCUUCAUGAAGGAGAUCCGCCCUCAUGCAUUUCAACUCGAUUCAGUGAUCCUAAUGGGGAUGUAUGAAGACUUCGAGCGGCUGAUGCCUUUCGAUAUGAUCAACCUCAAAUAUGUGCGCGUCAGACCCUGCCUCGGUCGCGCUCGACCCGGACGCGUAUACCCCCUGGCCUUCAUCAAGGAUACUUCGCGGAUAGAGUCGCUUCACCUCGAUCUUUUCGACGUGUAUGAUUCCGUGAUUUCGAUCCCCCCGAUGGCCUCCUUAACGACCCUUAACAUGAGCAUUUCCCUCGGGAAUGUAUCCAACACCCUCAUCCCCCUCCGGCAAUGCCACCAGACGCUGAUCACGCUCAGAUUAACCUUCUACAGUCCCGAGGGCCCGGGCGAUAUCGCAGCACCAUACGAACCACUUGAGUUUCCAGCGCUUCGAAAAAUGCACCUCGAGUAUAAUUCUGGUGGCCUGUUGCAGUACGUCGCGGCGCCGAGCCUCGAGCAGCUGAUCAUCGAUGGCCCCGCUGCAAACAUCCCGGCACUGCUACUAGGGUAUCUGCGCCGCACGCCAUCAACAACCACGCAUCUGCGCCUGCUCGACGUGCGCACCGUCCACGUAGAAGAGUGGGAUCGUGGCCCAGCGCACGAAGUACUUGCAGAGUGCUUCGUUGUCCUCGAAGGCCUGGAAACCCUUCGUUUCUCGUCCUAUAUGCCGCCCAGACGGCUCUUCCAGCGCCUCAUGGGCGAUACGGACGCAUUACCUCUUCUACCGAAGCUCAAGCUUGGGGUCAUUGGUGGGGCCCCUCUUGAUCAGGACAAGCAACCGAGAGCGUACAAGGAAUUCCUUCGGGUGACAGUGUCACCAGUCGAUGAGUUUUAAUGACGUCCAGAGUGUAC
Schizophyllum commune H4-8 is the source of this 4432-nucleotide messenger RNA. RefSeq lists its product as uncharacterized. The transcript is spliced from 7 exons. The record is from RefSeq and is a predicted model, not a curated record. The coding region runs from base 21 to 4415 and encodes 1464 amino acids. Lineage: Eukaryota; Fungi; Basidiomycota; Agaricomycetes; Agaricales; Schizophyllaceae.